Messenger RNA from Fulvia fulva, 792 nucleotides. RefSeq lists its product as uncharacterized. The record is from RefSeq and is a predicted model, not a curated record. The transcript has a single exon. The coding region runs from base 1 to 792 and encodes 263 amino acids. Lineage: Eukaryota; Fungi; Ascomycota; Dothideomycetes; Mycosphaerellales; Mycosphaerellaceae.
AUGACCAACGGGGUGUUCACAGCGGGAGGCACUCCCCUUGCAGCCCCAGCACGAGUCGGAGUCAUGUCAGCACAAGAGGCGAGAGCUGCCAUGCCGCCUCCACCACGGCCGGACCCAAAUCGUGGGCUACCAACAAUGCUCAAGGAUUUCACUCUCCGUACUCGCGGACCCCCGAGCCACUACUUCAAUGGCACACUGCUUCCCACCGACAUGUCCGGCGCAAGUGGUGUGCAGUUCCACAGCAACAAGGAUGUCGAAGCGGACCAGGUCUGGCCAGGCAAGAUUAUCUGGGCACCAAAUCAUGCCACAGCAUUGGAUCCCAGUGCCUAUUACAAAGCUGGCGAUGCAAUGAACCCCAAUUUCGGAUUCAUCGACAACGCCGUAAUAUGCUCGAAAAGAAGGCCAAUGAUUGUGCUCUGGUCCUAUCCUUGGGCUUUGUUCGCAUUGCCGUGUGGCACAAAGGGUCACACCGGCCUUAGCAAAGUCUCAAACGAUGAGGUCUGGCGAAGUUACCUCUGUGUCAGAGACAGCAGGAUACAGCAAGAUGCGUUCCAAGACGAUGGCGUUGCUAAGGCUGUGGUGGCACACAUGAGAGAAAGUGCUAAUGUCCUCGACCAGUUCACAGUUGUUGACGUUACGAACGCACAGAUUGUCAAUCUGAAGGACAAGAUCCAGUUGGGCGGGCAUCUAGACUGGGAAGAUACUGUUCGGCUGACAACGCUGUGGCAUGAGUACACAAAGCAAGCCAUGUCACGUGGGAACAUGGACAGGAAGGCAGCGAAGGUGCCCUAG